AUGCCUCCGCGCCGCCGCCCCGCCUCCGGCUACCACGGCGUUCGGGCGCGGCCGAGCGGCCGAUUCGACGAGGAAAUCCGUUUCGGCGAGGAGAGGAUCCGCCUUGGCACGUUCGAGGCGGCGCGGGCGUACGACGCCGUCGCAUGGCGGCUGGGCCGCUCCCGCCGCGCAAUGAACUUCCACGACGUGUUCACGCGGGAGCUGCCGGUGAUCACGCGGGAGCAGCAGCGCCGACAGCGGGAGCUGGAGCAGCGCCUCCUCAUCGCCGAGCGCGAUGAGGCGCUGCGCCUCGAAUGGGCGCGCCGCUUCCCCGAGGACGUCGCCGCCACGGAGGCCUUCUAUGCGCAGAAGGAGGAGGAGAAGGAGGCGACGAAGGCAAAGAAAAAAGCUAGCCGCGACAAGCGCCGCGCCGAGUUCGCGGCGAGGAAGGCGGCGAGGGCCGAGAAGGUGGCGAGGAAGGAGGAUCAAAAGAAGAACGACGCAGGGCCGUCGACCAUCGUCCUCUCCUUCUCCUCCUCCUCCUCCUUCGAGUGGACAACGACGCCGGUGUCGGAGACGACUCCGAGCAGCUCCGACUUCGACUGGGAGUCGGACGAGUAG
Messenger RNA from Lolium perenne, 600 nucleotides. NCBI's taxonomy places the organism in Eukaryota, Viridiplantae, Streptophyta, Magnoliopsida, Poales, Poaceae. The record is from RefSeq and is a predicted model, not a curated record.